Agrilus planipennis (emerald ash borer) is the source of this 3344-nucleotide messenger RNA. Its product is annotated as hypoxia up-regulated protein 1. Gene Ontology annotation, molecular function: ATP-dependent protein folding chaperone; ATP binding. The transcript has 4 exons. The coding region runs from base 150 to 2948 and encodes 932 amino acids. The record is from RefSeq and is a predicted model, not a curated record. Lineage: Eukaryota; Metazoa; Arthropoda; Insecta; Coleoptera; Buprestidae. Gene Ontology annotation, biological process: endoplasmic reticulum unfolded protein response; negative regulation of hypoxia-induced intrinsic apoptotic signaling pathway; cellular response to hypoxia. Gene Ontology annotation, cellular component: endoplasmic reticulum chaperone complex.
UAAAAACAGCUGUUUUUUCAGAAAGAUACACGGAUUAUGACGUGGUGUUUAAAAGCUUAAAAACGUGUUCUAUUUUCUCUGGAUUUACAGUAUAAUUAGAAUAAUCUUGACAAAGAAAGUGAUAAUCUUUGAGAGAAAAUACAACAAAAAUGAGAUGGGAAUUGCUAGCGGUUUCUUUUAUUUUAAUUACAAGUGUAGUGGAUUAUGUUUGCCCUUUAGCAGUUAUGUCUGUUGAUUUGGGAUCAGAAUGGAUGAAGAUUGGAAUCGUUUCCCCGGGUGUACCUAUGGAAAUUGUGUUAAACAAGGAAUCUAAACGUAAAACUCCAACGGUAGUUAGUUUUCGAGACAACGUACGAACAUUUGGUGAAGAUGCUCAGACUGUGGGUACACGUUUUCCAUCCAACAGUUAUGCAUAUUUAUUAGAAUUGUUGGGAAAGGACAUUAAUCACCCGUUAGUUAAACUCUAUCAAAAACGAUUCCCUUAUUAUAAUAUUGUAGAGGAUCCUCAAAGGGGAACUGUUCUAUUUAAACAUGAUGAAAACACAUUUUAUUCUCCUGAAGAACUUGUUGCACAAUUGUUGUACCGUGCAAAAGAAUUUGCAGAUAUUUCUGCUCAACAGACAGUAAAGGAGUGUGUACUAACAGUUCCUGGAUACUUUAAUCAAGCAGAAAGAAAAGCAUUGCUUCAGGCUGCUGAACUUGCCAAUAUAAAAGUUCUUCAGUUGAUUAAUGACCAUACAGCUACAGCUUUAAAUUAUGGCAUAUUUCGAAUUAAAGAUUUUAACGAGACCGCACAAUAUGUCAUGUUUUAUGACAUGGGAGCAACUUCAACAACGGCAACCAUAGUGAGCUAUCAAACUAUAAAAAUAAAAGAAAAGGGCUUCGUUGAGAUGCAUCCCCAACUCACUGUGAUAGGAUAUGGGUAUGACCGCACUUUAGGGGGUCUAGAGAUGACACUGAGAUUGCGAGAUUAUUUGGCUACGAAGUUUAAUGAAAUGAAGAAAACACCUACCGAUAUAUUUACGAGUCCACGAGCGUUAGCUAAAUUAUUUAAGGAAGCUGGACGUGUUAAACAGGUGCUCUCUGCCAAUGCCGAUCAUUAUGCUCAAGUGGAAGGUCUUCUUGAUGAAGUUGACUUCAGGUUGCAAGUAACUCGUGAAGAAUUUGAAAACCUCUGCGCCGAUCUUUUUGAAAGGGUAAGCGGCCCUGUAGAAAGAGCAUUGAAAAUGGCAGGUUUGUCAAAAGAAAUUUUGAAUCAAGUUGUUCUUACUGGGGCUGGAACAAGAGUACCAAAGGUUCAAGAAAAACUGCAAAAAGUUGUUGGUCAAGAGUUAGCGAAAAAUUUAAAUACUGAUGAGUCAGCAGCGAUGGGGGCAGUAUAUAAAGCAGCGGAUUUAAGUACUGGUUUUCAAGUGAAGAAAUUUUUGACUAGAGAUGGCGUUAUUUUCCCUAUUCAGGUUGUUUUCGAAAGAGAAACUGAAGCGGGACUUAAACAGGUUAAACGUACUCUAUUUGGAUUAAUGAAUCCGUAUCCACAAAAAAAAAUUAUUACGUUUAACAAGCAUGUAGACGACUUUACCUUCUAUAUAUAUUAUGCAGAACUGGAUCAUUUACCAGAGAAUGAAUUACUUUGUUUGGGUAAUACAAAUUUAACAGAGAUAACAUUAAAAGGUGUAGCAGAGGCCUUGAAAAAACACAAAGGUCCAAAUGUAGAUGGUAAAGGAAUCAAAGCGCAUUUUUCAUUAGAUGAAUCUGGAAUCUUGAAGCUGGUUAAUGUAGAAUUCGUCUUUGAAAAAGUUAUCACAAAAGAAGUAGAAGAAGAGCAAGGAACACUAUCAAAACUAGGCAGUACCUUGAGUAGACUUUUUAGUAACGAUGAGGAAGCGUCGGAAAAAGUAGAAGAGAAACAGGAAAGUUUUGAAGAAAGUGCUCAAGAAGUGCAAUCAGAUAAAGAUGAAAAAUUGAACAAAACAGCUGCUAAUGAAACUACAUCAAAGAAUACAACAGAAAAGCAUUCUCCAAAUGACAUAAAACCGAAAAUCGUAACAAUAAAGGAGCCAAUAAAAGCGCUAGAAAAUAUUUUACACAUUAAAGAAAUAACGAAAGAUCAGUUAAAUCAGGCAGUAGAAAAACUGGAAAAAUUAAAUGCAGUUGAUAAAGAACUAAAUAGGAGAGCAACAGCUUUGAAUAAUCUUGAGAGUUUCGUCAUAGAUACACAAAACAAAUUGUAUGAAGAUGCUUACACACAAGCAGCAACUCCAGAAGAAAUUGAAAAAAUUCGAAAAGCUUGUUCAGAGACUUCAGACUGGUUAUAUGAGGAUGGUGCUGAAGCAGACGCAGCUACUUAUGAAAAGAGGCUAAAGGAAUUAAAUUCUCUUACAAAAGACCUGUAUGCUAGAGUAUAUGAACACAGAGAGAGGCCAGAAGCGUUAAACGCUUUAAAUUCCAUGCUAAAUGGCUCGAUUAAGUUUUUAGAGUCUGCAAAAAAUCUUACUAAGGAAAUAAACCCCGAGAAAGAUGUUUUCACUGAUAUCGAACUGAAAACACUUGAAAAAACUAUCAAUGAUACACGUGAUUGGGCAAACAAAAAGGUGGAAGAGCAAGACAAUAUAAAAAAAUCGGAUCCUGUUGUUUUGACCGUAAGAAUGAUUUCCGAAAAAAUGUCUGCUCUUGAUAGAGAAGUGAAAUAUUUGGUGAACAAGCUUAAAAUCUGGCGACCUAAGAAGACUGAAAAGUCUAAUGCAGACAAAAAUAAUACAAAAAGCGAAUCAGGUGGAGCAAAUAAAACGGAAAAAACAGAAGAAUCCCUAAAAGAAGAAAAUAUUCCAAACCCAACAACAGAUGAAGCAGAGAAGAAGACUAGUAAACAAGACAAAGAAAAGCUAAGUGAAAAUGAAUCAAUUAAAUCGAGUGAACAGGAUAACAAGGAAAACCAUUCAGAAUUAUAAUUGUGUCUUAGUGUAAUUGAAAUGACUUUUAACUUAUUGAAAUUUUGGUAGUUAUUGUUAAGAUGUAUUUAUUUCACUUCUUCUGUUUUAUAAACAGUUUGGGCAUAUAAUAGUAAUUUUUUGAAAAGGGCAAUCAUUUUUAUACAUUAUUUGCCGGUUUACAGCUUUAGAAAAUUAAAUUAAAAAUUGCAUAACAUCGUUGUUCCUUUAGUUAAUAAAACUAGUAUUACUGAUUUUCAUGUAAAUGUGUAAACAAUUUUUCUUUGUACUAAUCUACUAUUAUCUUUUAUUAUUUUUUUUAUUUGAAAAUAUUUGUACUUCAAGACAAAAUAAUGUGAAAAUAAGUGAAAUUUUAUUAAUUGUAAGUGGAAUAAAAAUUCGCUUCUUUUGGUAGUA